AAGCCGUCCCAUCGACAACAACAACAAGAAGCCUGUGAACACACACAAGGCGCCACGCACUUGACUAAGAACCAACCCUUCGAACCGAAACCGACAACAUGUCUUUUGUCCCAGUUAACCCCCGUCCCUUCCUUCAAGAUCUCGUCAACAGCUUUGUGACGAUUCGCUUGAAGUGGGGAGAGACGGAGUAUGUUGGCCGUCUUGUUAGCAUCGACAGCUACAUGAACAUCCAGCUCAGCGACACAAAGGAAUACAUCAACCGCAAGUUUACGGGCGCCUUGGGGCAGGUUCUGAUCAGGUGUAACAAUGUUCUCUACAUCAAGAAGGCCGACGAGGCGGAAACAAGUGGCGACGUCAAGAUGGAAGAGUGAAGUUCUCUCGCCACCAGGAGGAAAUGAAAGGGUAGUAGCCUAGCGGGCAGGGUGAAGGGCGCGAAUUGCAGAACAGACAGGAGGAAUGUGUGAGGAGGGUCGUGAUGUUCCGAUUAUAAUACCCUGGGAAAAAGAAGAAGAAGAGAUGGAUCUACUUUACC
Messenger RNA from Neurospora hispaniola, 532 nucleotides. RefSeq names its product small nuclear ribonucleoprotein SmF. Gene Ontology annotation, cellular component: pICln-Sm protein complex; U1 snRNP; catalytic step 2 spliceosome. Gene Ontology annotation, biological process: spliceosomal snRNP assembly; mRNA splicing, via spliceosome. The transcript is spliced from 3 exons. Gene Ontology annotation, molecular function: RNA binding. NCBI's taxonomy places the organism in Eukaryota, Fungi, Ascomycota, Sordariomycetes, Sordariales, Sordariaceae. Bases 99 to 371 code for a protein of 90 amino acids. The record is from RefSeq and is a predicted model, not a curated record.